This is a messenger RNA of Aureobasidium melanogenum CBS 110374, 1581 nucleotides long. Its product is annotated as putative GABA permease. Gene Ontology annotation, cellular component: membrane. The transcript is spliced from 7 exons. The record is from RefSeq and is a predicted model, not a curated record. NCBI's taxonomy places the organism in Eukaryota, Fungi, Ascomycota, Dothideomycetes, Dothideales, Saccotheciaceae. Gene Ontology annotation, biological process: transmembrane transport; amino acid transport. The coding region runs from base 1 to 1581 and encodes 526 amino acids. Gene Ontology annotation, molecular function: transmembrane transporter activity.
AUGGCCAUGGCUUCCGAACCGUUCGACCCCGUGGUCGAAGACGAUUUGGCCCUCGAAAGACUAGGCUACAAGCAAGAACUGAAACGAAGCUUCAACUUUCUCAGCAUGCUGGGUUUUAGCUUCAGCAUUGUCAGUUGCUGGAGUGCCCUUUCUGGUGUUCUCAUCAUCGGUGCAGAGUCUGGAGGGCCGCCUGUUAUGAUCUGGAGCUGGAUAGGAGUUUCUAUUUGUAGUCUGGCAGUGGCAUUCAGUAUGGCAGAGAUGUGCUCAGCAUAUCCAGUUGCUGGGGGGCAGUAUUCAUGGGUUGCGAUCGUAGCCCCACAACGAUGGGCUCGAGGCUUGUCCUAUGUAUGUGGGUGGGUUAUGUUGACUGGUAUUCUUGCAAUGGGAGCUGUCAACAACUUCAUCACUGCUGGAUUUGUCCUGGCUAUCGCAGAGCUCAACCAUCCAGAUCUUGUGGUCACAAGAUGGAAGGUAACCCUUGUUGCAUUCGCUGUCGCCUUCUCGGGGCUCUCUUUCAAUACAUUGGCCCCUCAUCUCUUGCACAAGCUUUCGCGUUUUUUCCUGAUCUGGAAUAUUUGCGCCUUCAUCAUUAUUAUAGUAACGAUUCUGGCGUGCAAUGAUCACAAACAAUCCGCAUCUUUUGUAUUCUCGGAGUUCCAGAAUAUGACAGGCUUCGGCACGGCAUAUACGGCUAUAUUGGGUCUGCUCCAGACAGCGUUCGGAAUGUGCUGCUACGAUGCCCCAUCACAUAUGACCGAAGAGAUUCGUGAUGCACGAAAAGAAGCUCCUCGCGCCAUUGUCUUGUCAGUCUCGAUUGGUGCAAUCACAGGCUUCAUCUUUCUCGUUGCAGCAUCAUUCUGCAUCUCUUCGAUUGAUGGCGUCGCCAAUUCUGCUACAGGCUCGCCCAUAGUGCAGAUAUUCUACGACUCAACCGGGUCUGUUGCGGGCUCGACGUGUCUUACAGUAUUGCUCAUUAUCAUCAAUAUAGGGUGUUCUAACGCACUUACAGCGGAGGGUGGACGAGCUGUCUAUGCAUUUGCUCGGGACCAAGGGCUGCCUUUCUCUAAACUACUGAGUUCAGUGGACAAAAAGCGUCAGAUUCCCACUUACGCUAUUCUUCUUACGACCGCGACGCAGAUCGCUCUGAACUCGAUAUACUUCGGCACAGUGACAGGCUUCAAUACUGUUGUAUCAAUUGCUACUGAAGGCUUUUAUAUCUCCUACGCGAUGCCAAUCUGCGCGAGAUUGUUGUCCACAGCUAUGGGACAGGCGAUCAAGCUUGACGGAUUGUGGAACCUGGGUCGAUGGAGUGUCCCUGUCAAUCUCGUGGGAGCAAUCUACCUCCUCUUCACGUCCAUCACUUUCAACUUCCCCACCGUAAGCCCGGUGGACAGCAAGAACAUGAAUUAUACUUCAGCAGCCAUCGGACUCAUGCUACUCAUUGCCGCCAUAACUUGGAUGACUACCGGACGCCAUAGAUACCAAGAACCUCUGGCAACAAUUAUUGAAGGUACCGAGGUGGCUAUGAGCGACUCCAGACCCGAACAAGUCAAGAGUGAAGGUGCAAAUAAGGCAGAUUAG